Messenger RNA from Dicrocoelium dendriticum, 845 nucleotides. The record is from the annotation of a GenBank genome assembly. Lineage: Eukaryota; Metazoa; Platyhelminthes; Trematoda; Plagiorchiida; Dicrocoeliidae.
CUUGUGCCGCUUGUUUAAAUCGACCUGUUUUGUUUUCUGGUCGCUAUCCGUUUUCAUAUUUCUUUACUAUGGAUCUGAGCCUUGAGGACAUUAUUCAGCAGAAUAGGCGUCGUGGCAGGGGACGGGGACGGGGUUUCAACGCAUUACGUGGUGUGCGCCGUGGUGGGAUUAACCGAAGAAGUUCUGGUGGUGAAGUCCGUGCACUGCCUGAUAAGUGGCAACACGACAUGUUCCAAGGUGGCCGUAAUACCAGAUCAUCUGCCCCAUCUUGCAAAUUACACAUCUCUAAUUUGGAUUUUGGAGUGAGCAAUGACGACAUCAACGAAUUGUUUCGCGAAUUCGGUACACUUCGCCGGGCCACCGUCCAUUACGAUAGAAGUGGGCGUUCUCUUGGCACUGCGGAAGUUACGUAUGCAAAUCCACUGAGUGCGGUUAAAGCCCGUAAUCACUACAACGGUGUUCCUCUCGAUGGUCGCCCAAUGGUCAUUCAGCUGGUUGGCGCAGGUUAGUCGGGUCCCGCUGCUAUUCAACGUGCAGUUCGGCGGGGCGAUCCUCGUUUGCUGCCACUGCAUGCGGAGGGACAUCAAACAAAUGGGUCGUCCGGCCACCAAGUGAUGCAUUGUUUCUGAUUCUUGCUAUGCACCAGUUUCGGUAAUGUACCUCUCAGUGAGAAAAGCAACUUCCCCACCAGUUAAGCUCAUUUACCGUCACUCGACCAGAAGUUUCGUCCAACGCUUUCUGGUUUGGGACAGAAAAUUCGGCUUCAACCGUUUCGGGGAUGCGGCUACUCGAUUUUCCAGUGUUGUACAGGGAGUUGUCAAAGAAAUGUCUCAGACGAAAGCCCA